This is a messenger RNA of Doryrhamphus excisus (bluestripe pipefish), 2024 nucleotides long. RefSeq lists its product as uncharacterized. Lineage: Eukaryota; Metazoa; Chordata; Actinopteri; Syngnathiformes; Syngnathidae. Gene Ontology annotation, biological process: embryo development; regulation of transcription by RNA polymerase II. Gene Ontology annotation, cellular component: nucleus. Gene Ontology annotation, molecular function: DNA-binding transcription factor activity, RNA polymerase II-specific; RNA polymerase II transcription regulatory region sequence-specific DNA binding. The record is from RefSeq and is a predicted model, not a curated record.
AGUUAGCACGUCGCUAAAUAAGAGCACAUAGCAGAUAUAAAAGUCUUUACUGUUGGCUUUUUAAUUAUGCUUGUUCUCCAUGCAGGACGCAUCUUAUAUUUAUUCGAGUAAAAAUGACACAUUACUGUUCUGUCUCGUUUGCGUGUAUUUUAAAGGACACCAAGCUAUCGUUAGCUAAUUAGCUUCGAACAAAAAGACACUGACGUUAGCAUCACAUGCUAAGGGUUGUCGUUGUGUGAAAAUGUGUAUAAAGUCCGAGAUUGUUGGCGAUUGAGUGAGUCGCAAAUGUCAAAGAAGACAUUUGUAGUGUUAGAAAGAACGACAGCAGACUACCGGGAGGAACUUUCUCUUUCGACGAAAGAGGAGCUCGAAGGACAAAGUCAACUCCUGCUUGAAAUGGAAAUGGAGUCACACGGAGCAGAUGGCGAAGAAGAAAAUCUUCCCCCAGAGGAGCAAAAGUGGAGCUCCUGGAUGGAGCAGGAGGAGACACCGUCUUCCCAGGUUAAAGAAGAAGAAGAGGAGUUAGAGCCGCCCUGCAUUAAAGAGGAAGAGGAGGAAUCAGAGCCGCCUCACAUCAAGGAGGAAGAUGAGGAGCACAGCAUCAGUCGGGGGGAACAGCAGCAGGAGGAUGCCGACAUCAGCAAGUUUCCAGUGACUUGUAUGACUGUGAAGAGCGACGAUGAUGAAGACAAAGGUCAGGGGUCACAAAUCGAUGACAGUCAAAGCGUGGAGAAGAAAGGCAGCAGCUCGAGCCGACACAGGACGACAGAAGCCGACGGUGGGGGAUCACAAGCAGGCAGCCGCUUCGCUCCGCUGUCAGAGAGUGACGACGCGACGUCACACUCUCCUGACACGGAUGACGAAGACUAUAAAGCUGAUGUGACAUGUCGCCCUGGCAACAAACACUUUAAAUGCUUCCAAUGUGACAAAACCUUUGGCAGCAAAAGUAAUUUAAAAAGGCACAUGGGAUGUCACACGGGAGAAAAACUAUUUAGCUGCUCGAUUUGCGGUAAAGAAUUCUCCCAGAAGGGAAUUUUAAUGAGACACACAAGAACACACACCGGAGAGAAACCUUUUUCAUGCCCAUUCUGCGCCAAACGAUUCUCUAUUAAGGGAAAUUUGAUCACACACACACGAAUACACACCGGAGAGAAACCUUUCUCCUGUUCAGUCUGCAAAACCAGUUUCACUGUUCGUUCGGCGCUGGUUCAACACAUGCGAACACACACUGGCGAGAAACCCUUUCCUUGUUCGUUUUGUGGGAAAACCUUUUCUCAGAAAGUCAGCUUGAUGACGCACUUGAGAAGACACACCGGAGAGAAGGUGUUCAGCUGCAAGGCGUGCGAUGAGAGAUUCUCUCACAAGUACCAGCUGAACAAACACAAGUGUGGCGGCGAGGACAGUGGCAGAAAAUGAAGGAAUGGAAUCCAGCCAAUCCUAUUUUUUUCAAGUUUGACCUAUCAGGUACCGCUGAGGUGUAUGAGUGUUUUUCUGUCAUUUUUUGCACUAUUUCUUCCAAAAGAGGAACAAGCGUCCACAAAGGGUGGACUAUUUGUGCAGUAACCUGCACAAACUUGCUUUGCCGUCUGAGAUUGUUAACAAGAUUCAUACUAAUUUGGGUUUACAGUGUGGUUAGGCAAGGCAAAACGUGUAAAAGGUUUCUUAUGUUUGCUUAAAGAAGAGCAAGGCGGUCGGACACCCAUGAGUUGUUUUGUUGUUUAUAUUUUCAUGAAGACCACGGACCAGCUUCCUCGGUGCGAGGCCUGCAACACAAGCAUCAACGAGUUAACCACCGGAAGACACAAUUAACAGCAAAGAAAGCAAAACACGUAACAUGUACACUUGUCACUCAAGUGUCGUUGAAAUGUGAUAGAAUUUCAAUCUAUUGAACAGCACUAUUGAGUUAUACAUUGAAUUGUAUUUUUUGUUUUUACAAGCUACAGUCAGUUAAUUGGUUCCAGACCCGACCACAUUAAAUGAAUUUCCGUAACUUCAUGAAGUGUUAAAAGGGACCCAUUAUGCUU